Molecule: messenger RNA, 3754 nt
Organism: Sorex araneus (European shrew)
Lineage: Eukaryota; Metazoa; Chordata; Mammalia; Eulipotyphla; Soricidae
Gene: RGS22
Product: regulator of G protein signaling 22
Exons: 26
Coding region: 48-3743 (1231 amino acids)
Biological process (GO): regulation of signal transduction
Molecular function (GO): G-protein alpha-subunit binding
Source: RefSeq, a predicted model, not a curated record
GGCCUCUGCGCCCGCCACGGGGGGCCUGAGCAGCCGCGCAGGCGGCGAUGCCUGAGAGGCGGCUCACGGCGGAGCCACCCGUUAUUACAGAAGAAGGAUUCGAAUAUUCUUUGGCAACAGAUAGUUUCCUUGUGGAUUACUUUAAUGAAUUCCUAAGCCUGCCUACCUUUCCAGAGGCGAUUAGAUUUAAUGCAGAUUACAGUGUUUUUGAAGUAGUUAAUGAUGCUCCACAACUUCUGGAAAAGCAACUAAAAAGAAUUCUAUACACCCACCAACCUCGAAAUCCCAUCUAUGAUGUUGUAAGGAAAGGAAUAUGCGAUGGAAAAUCCUUUCAGAAGAAGGCCUCCAGUGAGGCGGAAACAGUGAAUGUCAACUACAGUAUCAUGUGCCUCAGCCAAGAGGAAGGGAUUGAAUGGGUCAAGAAAAAAAGACUUCCAGCAUUUCUGGAAAGCGACUGCUACUUUGAGUACAGGCUAGCUAAAUUGAUAUCACAAGUAAGAUGGAGUGGAACGGGCAUGAAUGUUACAGUAGCUACUGAUUUUACUCCCUGGCUACAGAAAAAACCACCCACUCCACCACCAUCAGUCGUUGAAGAUGAAGACAUUUUAAUUAUGAAAAAGUUCUAUGUUUCCAUGGGCCAGGCCUCCUAUACCCAAACCAAAGAUUGGUUUACCUUAGCAAAGCAAAGCCAGCAAACCGUGGCUACCUUUUCCCUACCUCCUUAUGUUUGCUACAACAAAAUUGAAGCUCCAGCGCCAACCAUCACAUCUGUGUCCGAGAGUGCCAUAUUUGAUAAUAGAACCCACUCCUGGGUGAAGAAGACCAUGUCUAAUAUCGAGAACACUCUUUCUGACCUCGAAGAGGAGAUUGGGUCUAUGUGUCUACAAGACACCACUUCUCAAGCUCUCCUGAGAAUAUACCUUGACUCCCAACGGGAUGUUGAAGAAAACGUGACCCUGCAUUUUGAAAAUUGUGAAGAAUUUUUAAAAUCUUAUAUAUUAUAUAUUUUGAAAGAAUCAGUUUACCAGAUCACGGGGCCGCCACAUCAAGAGCACUCCAACUAUGUGAAUUUCAACAACGUCUCCCAGGUGGUGGUGGAAGAGUGUUACAAGCCUCAACACCAGGAUUUGGCACCAGGUGAAACAGCUGAGACCCCCCCACAAAAGUCUGAAGAAAUAGUGGAGAAGGAAAGCUUGAGGAGUGAGAGUUUGGCUUCGGAGAGCAGGGCCAAUUGGUGUGUGACUCACGGGACAUACGACAUUGGGAACAGGAAGGAGUUUGAGAGAUUUAAGAAAUUUAUCCAAGGCACUUUAGGAGAGAAAUACUUAUGGUUGUGGAUGGAUAUUGAAAGAUUAAAGGCUCUGAAGCACCAUGACAGACAUCAAAGACAUCUCGAGAAGAUGAAGAAACUGUACCUGGUGAGCAGUGGAGAUCGCUACCUUUCAAUGGAGAUCUUAACCAAGUUCAAACUGCUAGACGGGUCUCAGUGGAAUGAGGAGCAUUUAACUGAUAUCCAGGUGGAGGUGGUCAAAGCUUUACUUCUGUAUUGGGCCCCUCGAUUCUGUAUCACCCACUCACGUGCCACCAAGAUCGCCAGUGCCCAGCUCAAAUUCUGGCACAUUCGUCAGCAGAAACCCAGGAAGGACGUGGACCCCUUCCCACAAAUGCCAACGCUGCUGCCCUUACGGCCCAAAUCUUGCUUCCCUCGGAUAGCGGAGAUGCAGGAACAACCCAGUGCAGUACAACCUCCCAGAUCUCCCAGGAAGUCAUUUGUACCCAGAAUAGGAACUCGAAAAGCUUGGAAGAGUGAGACUUCAUACCAGCCCAGGAUGUCUAUGGAUGAUACAAUUGACGGAGAGUCCAGGUACACAACAGAACAGAGCAGAGUUUUUCAUUUGACAUCUUUCACCGAUAUAUCUGAAUGUCUGAAGCCCCAGCUGGAAAGGAGAUUAACUUAUACGGAAGAAAAUGUGGCUAAAACCUUGGUGGAAGAUGCCCUUGGAGGAUUUAACAUGGAGAGUUUGUUGCAGUCUUUGUAUGUAGAAACUCGAGCUGGAUUUUUCUUUACUAAAUUCUGCGAAGAUACUGGGAACAAGUUGUGGAAGAACAGCGUGUACUUCUGGUUUGAUCUCCAGGCUUAUCAUCAGCUCUUCUACCAAGAGACACUUCAGCCUUUUAAGAUAUGCAAGCAAGCCCAAUACCUUUUUGCCACGUAUGUGGCUCCUUCGGCCCCUUUUGACAUCAGACUCAGAAAGGAAAAGAGGAGAGAAAUUUACAUGCAGAUGCAGCCGCCAUUUGAAGAUCUCUUUGACGCAGCAGAGGAGUAUAUCCUGCUCCUCCUCCUGGAGCCCUGGACAAUGAUGAUCAACUCAGAUCUGGAUGAUUACAGAAAGGUGAAGCUGGUUCAAGGGACCCGGCAGCUGGACUCCAUGUACUUCCGGAAGCUCCAAGCUUUGCACAAAAAGACAGUUUUCAAGCAGACUGAGGACACAGCAGAGGACUUUGAACAUGGUAUUUUGCAAUUUCCUAGUAUUAAUAAGCAAACAGAAUAUUGGAAUCAUGUUCCCGAAGAAUUUAAAUAUUUUACUUUUAAUGAUCUACUUAGCAACAAACUGGAAUUUGAACACUUUCAUCAGUUUCUUGAGACUCAUUAUUCAAGCAUGGACCUCAUGUGCUGGAUGGAUAUUGAACAGUUCCGAAGAAUACCAUACAUAGAUCGCGAGCAGAGGGAGGCAAAAUCUAUAUCCAUUAGAAACAAAUACCUGAAUAAAAAAUAUUUCUUUGGACCCAAUAGUCCAGCUUCUCUUUAUCAUCAGAACCAGAUAAUGCAGCUAAGUGACGACUGGGGCAGGGUUCUGCACGAGCAUUUGGACACGUCUGUUUUCGAGGAGAUGCAGAAGCACGUCCUCAAGAAGCUGGAAAAUGUGUGGUUACCCUUGUUCCUCGCAAGUGGACAGUUUAUGGCACGACAAAAGAUAAAGAUGCAGAUGCAAGACAUCGCAGAAGAGCUCCUGCUCCAGAAGCGCGAGAGGAAGAUCGGUGUCUGGAAGCCCGUGGAGAGUAAGUGGAUAUCUUCAUCUGGUGAAAUCAUUGCUUUCCGUAAAACAUUAUUGAAUCCAGUCACAGCCAAACAAUUUCAACGAUUUGUGGCUCUCAAAGGAGAUUUGUUGGAAAAUGGGGUACGCUUUUGGCAAGAAGUGCAAAAAUAUAAGGACUUGUGCCAUUCUCAUUGUGAUGAAAACACCAUCCAAAAGAAGACAACAAUGAUUAUCAACUGUUUUAUAAAUUCCAGCAUCCCCCCAGCUCUACAGAUUGACAUCCCCCAAGAGCAAGCCCACAAGAUCAUUGAGCACAGGAAGGAGUUAGGACCAUAUAUAUUCCGGGAGGCUCAGAUGACAAUUUUUGGGGUCCUGUUUAAGUUUUGGCCUCAGUUUUGUGAAUUUAGGAAGAAUUUAACGGAUGAAAAUAUUCUGAGUGCUUUAGAGAAAAGGCAGACACUUAAGCAGAAAAAGAAGUCAGUGCUAGAAGACGAAAAGUUUUCAAAGGAAAUCACCAGACAGCAUAUCAGCAUUUCAGGGAUUGCACUCAAAACGGCGCCUCUCACCAGCGACACAACAUUGGGCCUGUCAGCUUAUGGGAGACAGCCAACCUGGUGCUACUCGAAGUACAUAGAAGCUUUAGAACAGGAAAAGCUGCUGCUUAAGAUUCAAGAGGAACUGGAGAAAAAGAUGUUUCCAGAGUGACCAGCUGGGAG